This is a messenger RNA of Rubroshorea leprosula, 784 nucleotides long. Lineage: Eukaryota; Viridiplantae; Streptophyta; Magnoliopsida; Malvales; Dipterocarpaceae. The record is from the annotation of a GenBank genome assembly.
CCCUCCCCCCUCUCUUCCCUUCAUCGUCCCCAAUUCUGAAGUUCCGGUACCGGAAUAUUGUUGAGUAUGAAGUUCGGGAAGAGACUGAAGCAGCAGAUUCAGCAGACACUGCCUGAGUGGCAAGACAAAUUUCUGUCUUACAAAGAGUUGAAGAAGCUGGUUCGAUUGAUUUCUUCAGCUCCGUCAGUGUUGAGCAGAUCCACCGAGUGCGGUAACAAGGCCGAUGCCGAGUUCGUCUACUUGCUGAACCAAGAGAUCGAGAAGUUCAAUGCCUUUUUCGUGGAGCAGGAAGAGGAUUUCAUCAUUCGCCAUAAGGAAUUACAACAAAGGAUUAAGAGGGUGAUUGAUACAUGGGGAUCUAAUGGAAGUCAUCCUUCAGAAACGAAGUAUAAAGAAGAGAUGGGAAAAAUUAGAAAAGAUAUUGUCAAUUUCCAUGGCGAAAUGGUGCUCUUAGAGAAUUACAGCAACAUGAAUUACACAGGUAGUCUAUAAUUUAAGCCUCGGCCUUUGCUCUCACUAGAUACCAAUAUACUGUUUCUUGAAAUCGAAUUCAUUUUAUUAAAAUUAACAAGUUGAGUUUUGCAGGGUUGGCUAAGAUCUUGAAGAAAUAUGACAAAAGAACAGGAGGGUUGUUGCGCUCACCCUUUAUCAAGAUGGUUUUACAGCAGCCAUUUUUCACUACUGAUCUUGUUUCCAAGCUUGUAAAGGAAUGUGAAAACACCAUAGAUGAAGUGUUCCCAGUGGAGGAAGAAGAGAGAACAAAAGAAAGAAAAGAAGCAAUAAC